Coprinopsis cinerea okayama7#130 is the source of this 1431-nucleotide messenger RNA. RefSeq names its product import inner membrane translocase subunit tim-50. The transcript is spliced from 8 exons. Gene Ontology annotation, molecular function: phosphoprotein phosphatase activity. The record is from RefSeq and is a predicted model, not a curated record. NCBI's taxonomy places the organism in Eukaryota, Fungi, Basidiomycota, Agaricomycetes, Agaricales, Psathyrellaceae. Bases 1 to 1431 code for a protein of 476 amino acids.
AUGUUGACCGCUCUCGCCAGGUCCCGGACUGUCUACCGCACGUCUGUCGCGCGAGGCGCGCGAUGGGCAUCGCAAGCUUCACCACCAAAGCCCCCAGGCGAGAGCGCGAAUGAAUCCAAGGAACCCGACACGAAUGCCAGCGCCAAUGCAAAUGCUGAUGUGAAGCCGGAACAGGAUUCUGUCGCGUCAGAGGGGUUCGCGGCGGGGAAGGUGCCCAGUCUUGACUUCUCGCCUGCUGCUGAAGCUGCGGAGGAGGAACCCAAGAGGACGGGUGCCAGGUCGGCGAAGGAUGACACGACUCUGUCGACGGAGAAGCGGAGAAAGGCCGUUGGACGGGCCAUGCUGGCGCUCAUGGGUGCUGGAUUUGCAGGUUAUGCGGUUUAUAUGGGUCGGGAAUGGGAUGAAGAGGAGUUGAAGGCGAAGAAACUGAACCUGGCGACCGCACCGUCGACGUGGUGGGGACGCACGUCCGAGCGGUUUGGUGACAUUUUCGAUUAUUUCAACAAACCUGCCUGGCCUGAACUCCUUCCACCACCCAUGCCUCCUCCACAAGGCAAACCUUACACUCUCGUCAUCUCGCUGGACGACCUGUUAAUCACUUCUACUUGGGAUCGCCAACACGGAUGGAGAACAGCCAAACGCCCCGGUGUCGACUACUUCCUCGCUUACAUCUCCCAAUUCUACGAGGUCGUGGUGUUCACGUCACAACCCUCUUACACUGCUGCCCCGAUCCUUGAAAAAUUGGACCGCUACAAUUUCUUCAUCACCCACAGACUGUUCCGUGAAGGUACCCGCUAUCUGAAUGGCAAGAUCGUCAAGGAUCUGUCGUACCUCAACCGUGACCCUUCCAAAGUUCUCGUCCUCGACACCAACCCUGACCAUGUCUGCCUCCAACCCGAAAAUGCUGUCAUCCUCCCCAAGUGGAAGGGUGACCCCAAGGACAAGGGUCUCAUUGCCAUGAUUCCCUUCCUCGAAUCCAUCGGAAUUUACAAACCCCCCGACAUCCGACCCAUCCUCAAGGCCUAUGAAGGCAAAAACAUUCCAAUCGAGUACGCCAAAACCGAGGCAGAAGCCAAGGCACGCCACAUCGAAGCCUGGAAAGCCAAGCAGCCCGGUGUCUCGAGCGGCUUCAUGGCCUCACUCUUCGGUCUUUCUCAGAAUCCUCAUGCAUCCACCAGCGGCCCCCCUCCUACCUACCUCGAGCAGAAGCGCAAGGAAGCGCAGAUCCAGUACCGGGAAGAGCAAAAGUACCUCGCGGAGAACAAGGAGAUGUUGGAUAAGCUUAUUGAGCAGGAGCAGCAGGCUAUGGCGCAGCAGGUCCCUUCGAAUUUGUUCGAGGCGUUUGGGCAGAUGGGCAAGCCCCCUCCAGCUCCUCCAGUGCCUGGCCAGCAGCCUCCUAGCGCCCCUGGUUCCGAGCAGGCGAAGGCGUAG